UUGUAGAGGGGGAAAUGCGACGCACAACCCGGAAGUGUUUCUAACAGAUGAGAAACAGUGGAGAAGUGGAUUUGUUUUGCUGAGUUGAUUUGUUUUAGAUAAAGAAAUCGUCAAUAUUGUCGUGUUAUGUUUUGCUACAGCUUUAAAUAGUGAAUAUAUAUAUAUGUGUGUGUGUGUGUUUCUGUCUUUAAUUUCGACAUCCCGUGUAAACUGUGAUGUUGAAGCUCACCAUCGCUCUGUUUGUGGUUGUAAUGGAGAGUGUGUCCUCUGAUGGUUCAGGAGUUUGUGAGAAUAAUAUCGACAGAUUGUGUGAAAUCUCUGUUAAAAGAUGUCAUCAUCAUCAUGAUGAUGAUGAUGAUGAAGAGAAGAGCUUUAAUCCUCCCAAACAUGCACUGAAACUUUCAGCUCAGAAACUAUUAGACUCUCUCCCGCUUGAUAGAGUGAAGGAUAACGCUGUUCGUACGGUGAAGAGGUGUGUGUUUUCUCCAUCACAGCCCACGCCACUGAGAGGGAAAGUUCAGCUCGCUGCUGUAUCACAGGAUGUUCUGAAGAACAUUUUGGACUUGGACGAGUCUGUGACCCGAAGUGAAGAUUUUGUGCAGCGUGUCAGUGGAGGGAAGCUGUUUCCUGGCUCUGCUCCUCUCGCUCACAGAUACGGAGGCCAUCAGUUUGGUUACUGGGCGGGGCAGCUGGGAGACGGGCGGGCACAUUUACUAGGCGAAUACACAAACAGAAAGGGUGAGAGAUGGGAGCUUCAGCUCAAAGGCUCUGGGAAAACUCCAUACUCAAGGUCUGGAGAUGGGCGUGCGGUUCUGAGAUCAUCUGUUCGUGAGUUCUUGUGUAGUGAGGCCAUGCACUUCCUCUCUGUCCCCACCAGCAGAGCUCUUAGCCUAGCGCUGAGUGAGGAGGCUGUGUGGAGAGAUCAGUUUUAUAACGGCACUGUGAGGAGAGAGAGAGGAGCUGUUGUCCUUCGUCUAGCACCGUCAUGGUUCCGAAUCGGCUCUCUGGAGAUUUUAGCCAGAACCGGAGAGCUGGAUAUUCUGAGGACAUUGUUAAAUUUUGUAAUAGAAGAGCAUUUUACAGCCAUCGAACCCAGCGAUCCGAACAAAUAUGUGAGGUUUUUCUCAGUGGUGGUGAAUGAAACUGCGCACAUGAUCGCUAAGUGGAUGUCUGUCGGCUUCGCUCACGGUGUGUGUAACACGGACAACUUCAGCCUUUUAUCCAUCACUAUAGAUUACGGUCCGUUUGGAUUUAUGGAGUCGUAUAACCCGAAUUUUGUGCCGAACUCGUCUGACGACGAGGGCAGGUACGGUAUCGGAGAACAGGCUAACGUAGGCCUGUUUAAUCUCCAGAAGCUUCUCGAGGCUCUUCACCCGGUGCUGUCUCCACAUCAGAGAGCACAAGCUGAGCGAACACUAAGAGGAUAUCCAGAAAUCUACCACAGAAGCUUUCAUGACCUUUUCAAAGCAAAAUUGGGCCUCCUCGGUGAUGACGAGGGUGAUGCGUAUCUCGUCGCCUUUCUGCUAAAGCUGAUGGAGGAUACGCACGCAGACUUUACCAUGACAUUCAGACAGUUGAGUGACGUGAGUCUGCUCGAGCUCCAGAAGAACUCCAUCACUCAGACCAUGUGGGCUCUCUGGGAUCUUUCCUCUCAUGAUUAUUUCUCAGAUUGGGUUGAACUGUACAUAAAGAGGAUUAAAAGUCAGGUGGGUGAUUCAGAAGAGAAUCGGCAUCACAGGAUGAGAGGAGUUAAUCCUCGCUACGUGUUGAGGAACUGGAUGGCCGAGUCAGCUAUUAGGAAAGCAGAGAAUAACGACUUCUCUGAGGUGGUGCUGUUGCUUCACACACUGACUGAACCCUUUGUGGAGAAUGAGAAUGCUGAGAGAGCAGGUUACUCCAGCAGACCUCCAGCCUGGGCUUCAGAGCUGAGUGUCAGCUGCUCUUCCUGAUCUUCCUCAUCUAUACGCCUACCUCUAGCAUGAGUUCUGACAUGAGGUCACCACCAGAGGGCGCAGCUAAUGCCGGUGUAGUCCUCUUUGGAGGAGGAGGUGCGACUUUCCUCAUAGUGGAUGCGGAGGGAUUGAAUCCUCCUCCGGAAGAUGGCGGUGGAGGAGGAGGAGGAGGAGGAGGAGGUGGAGGACCUCCGCCUGCGGAUGGCGGAGGAGGUGGUGG
This is a messenger RNA of Ictalurus punctatus (channel catfish), 2172 nucleotides long. RefSeq names its product protein adenylyltransferase SelO-1, mitochondrial. NCBI's taxonomy places the organism in Eukaryota, Metazoa, Chordata, Actinopteri, Siluriformes, Ictaluridae. The transcript is spliced from 20 exons. The coding region runs from base 216 to 1949 and encodes 577 amino acids. The record is from RefSeq and is a predicted model, not a curated record.